GAAAUUAAAGGCAGGAUGUCUUACGGUAAGGGCCUCAGUGCGUCCUCGUCACAAGGGCUUGUCAGCGAGACUCAUGGACAUGGUCCCUGUGCAUUAGCACCCGGUAUCCACAGAGAAAGGGUGUUCAAGAAGUUUGCAAGCUUUAGACGAUCAGACAGAUUUCCUACCUGCUGGGCAAAGCGCUCUAAGACUGCAAGGACAUCAGCCAGCGCGGGGAAUGAGAACGGAGCGCCUGGAAGCCUCACAGGAGAGCUGAACACGGCCGUCCAGGAUGCCAAAGAACACAGGAAGUGGGCACGGGCCAUAGUGGUAGAGAACAAGGCGGAGUCAGCGGAUGGGCAGAUGCGGACUCUGGUGCUGAGCGUGGAGGACCAUGUCAACUACCUGGAUGGCAGGAAGAUGCGGCGGCGGCAGGAGGGGCCGCGGUGGGUGGAUGCAUACAAGGUGCCGGGACAGUUUGUGGGCAUCCGCUACCCGCCAGACCCCAUCUCCGACUCAGCCGCGGCCUCCUGCGACGCAGGCGAUGGGCCGUCCACCAGCGCGCCAGCGGCCGGCUCGGACGGCGACCCGCCCGGUGAUCCGCCCACGGCGCGCACCCUUUUCGCCAUCUCCUCCUCCCCCUACUCCGCCAGGAGAGACUCUGCCAACCUGGACGCCUCCAUCAUCGAGCUGCUGGUGCACCGGGACGGCUGUGAGGACAACCGGCGGCUGGCGUGCCUGGGGCCCGGUUCGCUCAUCGAGGUCAGCGAAGUAAUGGGGCGCGGAUUUGCCUCGCUGUUCAACAGCUAUGUGGGAUUACUAAGCGGCCUGGAGGACGCGCGGAACCUGCUUCUAAUUGGCGCCGGCUGCCGGGGGAUCGCGCCGUUGCGCGCGGCCAUAGAGUGGACGCCGGUUCAAGCCCACUCCACUGCGCGCCGGGUCACCCUUUUUUACUUUGCUCCCUCUGCCCUGUCCGCCGCCUACCUCAAAGACUGGGACUCGUGGCGGGAUGCCGGCGUGCAAGUGCACCCUAUUUACUUAGAGGGCAGCAACGGCAGCCCAGCGCCUGACAUCUGGGAGGCGGUGCGCGGGGCGGUGCUGGGGGGACCGGGGGGACUCAUGGGGUCUGUAGGGGGGGACCCGCGGGACUGCACCGUACUGGUGGCCGGCCUGCCGGGAGAGGCGGCCGCGGCGCUCAGCCGCGCUUUGACGUCGGAAGGGGUCGCCGGCGAACGGGUCCUCUUCUGUGACUUCUUCUGAAGAAGGAUUCAUGAUGUUUGAGCACGCUUGGGAGUUUUUGAACACCAAGCCAGCCAGCAGCGUUGCUGGACUGCUGAUUGUUGUGUGGUGCCAUGAUGAAUGCACUGGUUGCAGGAAAAUGAUUGCUCUUCUGUGACUUUUUUCUGGCAACGCUCUCAGACAUGGCUUUUUUCAGCUGCUAGGGAGUGUGAAGGGACAUACUUCUUCUCAGCCGUGGUGAAUGCUCUGCUUUCAGCACAUGUGGAGGGUCUCGCUCGCAGACCGGUGUGCGCCAGUCAUGCACGAGGCAAGCGGCUCAUUCUUGAAAUCUUUUCGAUCC
Messenger RNA from Coccomyxa subellipsoidea C-169, 1558 nucleotides. RefSeq lists its product as hypothetical. Lineage: Eukaryota; Viridiplantae; Chlorophyta; Trebouxiophyceae; Coccomyxaceae. The record is from RefSeq and is a predicted model, not a curated record. The transcript is spliced from 9 exons. Gene Ontology annotation, molecular function: oxidoreductase activity. Bases 16 to 1239 code for a protein of 407 amino acids.